Trichechus manatus latirostris (Florida manatee) is the source of this 1639-nucleotide messenger RNA. It is a transcript of the gene ECHDC1, whose product is annotated as ethylmalonyl-CoA decarboxylase 1. Gene Ontology annotation, molecular function: catalytic activity. Gene Ontology annotation, biological process: fatty acid beta-oxidation. Gene Ontology annotation, cellular component: cytosol. The record is from RefSeq and is a predicted model, not a curated record. Bases 172 to 1077 code for a protein of 301 amino acids. The transcript has 6 exons. NCBI's taxonomy places the organism in Eukaryota, Metazoa, Chordata, Mammalia, Sirenia, Trichechidae.
CGGGACAGAAUCCUCUCUGGGGAAGGGACUUCAGGGUUUCUCCACACGAAUUCCAAACGACGAUCCGCUCCAACUUUGCGGCUCUUUGCUGCAGAACUGCCGCGCAGGCCCGCUGCCCUUUGCUGGACUGGGAACGCAGGUGCUGAGCGCCGCCGACCGACCUUGCAAGAAAUGGCGGCAGGUCUUUUGAAGACAUCGUCUCUGUCUGCAAGGACAAAAUUGCUACCUCAGAUGGGGCUGUCACCUUAUAAUACAUCUCAUGGCUUCUUUGAAGAAGAAGUAAAAAAAAAACUUCAGCAAUUUACUGAUGGAUCCGUUGACCUUCAGAAGGAAGACAGUGGCAUUGGCAUUCUUACUCUGAACAAUCCAAGGAAAAUGAAUGCGUUCUCAGGUGUUAUGAUGCUACAACUUCUAGAAAAAGUAGUUGAAUUGGAAAAUUGGACAGAGGGGAAAGGCCUCAUUGUCCGUGGGGCAAACAAUACUUUCUCCUCAGGAUCUGAUCUGAAUGCUGUGAAAGCACUAGGAACUCCAGAGGAUGGAGUGGCCUUAUGUAUGUUCAUGCAAAACACCUUAACAAGAUUCAUGAGACUUCCUUUAAUAAGUGUUGCAUUGGUUCAAGGAUGGGCAGUGGGUGGAGGAGCAGAAGUCACAACAGCAUGUGAUUUCAGGUUAAUGACUCCAGGAAGUGAGAUCAGAUUUAUCCAUAAGGAGAUGGGUUUAAUACCAAGCUGGGGUGGCACCACCCGGUUGAUUGAAAUAAUCGGCAGUAGACAAGCUCUCAAAGUGUUAACUGGGGCCUUCAAACUGGAUUCAGAAAAAGCUUUAAACAUAGGACUGGUCGACGAGGUCUUGCAGUCUUCAGAUGAAACUCAGUCUCUAAAAGAGGCACGAGAAUGGCUACAGCAGUUUAUCAAAGGGCCACCAGAAAUAAUUAGAGCUUUGAAAAAGUCUGUUUCUUCAGGCAGAGAGCUACGCUUAGAGGAGGCAUUACUGACUGAAAGAGAUCUUGUAGGGACAGUUUGGGGUGGACCCGCAAAUUUAGAGGCUGUUGCUAGGAAAGGAAAAUCUAGUAAAUAAUUCGUUUUUAAAAAAUGUGAAGUAUUACAAGUAAAGCUUCAGUGGUUAAUAUGUAUAAAAGUUAAAUGCUAGAAUUACUUUGAAGGCUACUACUACUAUUUCAGUGUUUCUAAUGUUUUUAAUACCUGAACUCUGGCUUAAUUUUCAGUGUACUUAUUUACCUAGUAAAUGGGGACAUUUUAAUGAAAUAUAUAACAUAUUUAGCUUAAAAAUUGGUUAUCAAUUCUCACAUUCCUACAGUGGUUCUUAGCCUAUAACCAAUAAUCAUUUUUAAAAAGGAGUAACUUCUACACAAAAUCUAUUCCCAGGGUUAUUUUCCAUAAAGUCUUUGUCUCGUUUUAUUUACAAAAAUAACUGAACUUGCAAUUAAAAACAAAAGAGGGGAGGGGGGUAUGAGCAGUCAUUUUCUUCUGCUCCAAGCUGCUGGAGUAAAAAUCAUGGUGUUUCUUUUACCCUUUUUUUUAAAAAAAUCACUCCCUCCACUACAAAUUUGGAACCUUGUUUAUUUGAUCUUUUUAGUAAUUAGUUUUCUAUUUUGUUAUCUUCAAAAUAAUGAUAGCUG